Messenger RNA from Durusdinium trenchii, 897 nucleotides. The record is from the annotation of a GenBank genome assembly. NCBI's taxonomy places the organism in Eukaryota, Dinophyceae, Suessiales, Symbiodiniaceae.
AUGGCCAGCAAGGGCUUCCUUGCAUGCAAUCCCUUCCGAGAGGUUUGCUGUUCCAACAGCACAGCUGAACAUAGCGAUGUCUAUGAUGGAGCUCAAAGUCAGACCCUCAUAUAUGGGGAAGAAGAUGUUGCUCCAGCACCUCAAGUCGCUGCCAAGGUUGAAGGCGGCACGAAGUUCGCUGACCUGGUAGAGAAACCAGAGAUGGAAGUGGAAGGUGGAGCCAGAUACAAAGGCCAAUGGCGAGGUAACAUGAGGCAUGGCCACGGAAUCUUAACUCGAGCUGAUGGCCACCGCUACGAAGGGGCGUGGCUGGAUAAUCGAGCGCAUGGCCAUGGAACCUUUACGGAGUCUAGUGGCACUUCCUAUGAAGGGCAGUGGCACCAAGACCAGAAGCAUGGGUAUGGAAAGUAUGUUCAUAUUGACGGGACCACCUACGAGGGUGAGUGGCACUCCGAUGAGAAGAGUGGUCGAGGGAUUGAGACCUGGUCGGACGGGGCACGCUAUGAGGGCGAGUUCCUGCAUGGGAGCAAGCAUGGUGUUGGAAUCUACAAGUCUGGCACUGGCGUGCAGUACGAAGGACAGUUCCACAACGAUCAGAUGGACGGGGAAGGCACUUACCGCUUUGCCAAUGGCCGGGUCUAUGUUGGCCAAUGGGCCAUGGGUCACAUGAGUGGCUACGGCAAAAUGGAGAUGCCAGACGGGUCCAAAUACGAAGGAGGUUAUGAGAGGGACAUGAAGCAUGGUGAGGGCACCUUCACCUGGGCCGAUGGCCGUGUCUAUCAGGGCCAAUGGAGAGCUGGUAAGCAGGAUGGGGCUGGUGUCCUGAUCGACACCAACGGUCGGCAGACAAAGGGCUACUGGCGAAUGGGUGAGCGGCUUCGAUCACCUGAGGGCUGA